Erinaceus europaeus (western European hedgehog) is the source of this 4523-nucleotide messenger RNA. RefSeq names its product SEC16 homolog B, endoplasmic reticulum export factor (gene SEC16B). The transcript is spliced from 26 exons. Gene Ontology annotation, cellular component: ER to Golgi transport vesicle membrane; endoplasmic reticulum exit site. NCBI's taxonomy places the organism in Eukaryota, Metazoa, Chordata, Mammalia, Eulipotyphla, Erinaceidae. The record is from RefSeq and is a predicted model, not a curated record. Gene Ontology annotation, biological process: COPII vesicle coat assembly; Golgi organization; autophagy. Bases 195 to 3350 code for a protein of 1051 amino acids.
UAACCAACUGGCUGUAGAUCUGAGGCCAGGCUUGGUAGAUGUGGCACCUGGACUUUGUCAGUCCCCAAGAGGAGAGCAGACACUCUUGUGCCAGGGUCCUUGGAGCUGAGCUGGAGGAGGAGAGACAUCAGAGCAGGUAGAUAAAAUAGUUACUCAGCGGACUCAGAGCAUAAGAGGAAUUCAGAGGGUCAAGGAUGGAGCCCUGGGUUCCCCAGAGGCUGUCUCAGCCUCAGGGGAGACCCAUAGUUCCAUCAAAAGCACCAAACCGCAGCCACAGAAGAGAAGGCUAUCCUCACCCUGUCCCUCAGUCUCGGCAUAACGGAGAGAGGCUCCAACGGCAAGAUACCCACAGGAGUCCCCAGCCCCAGCAGGAUCCUAGGGCUGGCCACCUGCAGUCUCAUUAUUCAUCGAACCCUGGGGUUGACUACUAUGAAGGUGGCUAUGUUAGCCACUUCUACCCACGGCCAGGCAUUGAGGACUGGUAUCAGAGCUACCACUCUCCAACCCUCAGAGAAGACUAUGCUUAUAGAAGGUAUUAUCAUCACGGCCUCCCACAGCAGCCCCAGGAGGAAAGAGUGCCAAGGCAAGGAAGCCCUUAUAACUGGCGUGAAGAUUAUCAUGAUCUAAAACAGCUCAAUGAACAGAAGCUUGAAAACCAGAAAAACUUGUCUGGAGAAAAUGGUGAAGCCCAGUUCCAAUCUAAGAAUUGCAACUCUUAUAGAGAGAGUCCUGCUACUAACUCUGGACAGGAGUGGACUGGGGACCUGCCUCCAGAGAGUUUGCUAGCUGGGACUCAGAAGAAGCUGUUGCUGACAGGCAAGUCCAACCUUCUUCAGCAGCAAGAGUCAGGUCUCAGCUCCAGCAGUUAUGAACUCAGCCAGUACAUGGCAGACACCCCAGAGCCGCCGGGGCACAGGGCUUCCGCAGCUUGGAGUCCAGUUCAGGCUGAGGAUGUCUCAGCUACUGGUCCCAAGGCCCCCAUGAAGUUCUACAUCCCUCAUGUGCCCGUGAGCUUUGGGCCAGGAGGUCAACUGGUUCGUGUGGGUUCCAGUUUGCCUAGCAAUGGACCCCGUGUUGAACUGCACAGCAUGGAGGUAAUUCUUAGUGACUCUGAGGAACAAGAAGAAAUGAGGGCCUUCUCAGGACCCCUGAUCAGGGAAGAUGUACACAAAGUGGACAUUAUGACCUUUUGCCAGCAGAAAGCAACUCAGAGCCGCAAAUCUGAUACACCUGGGAGCAGAGAUGCGGCCCUGUUGUGGCAGCUGUUGGUCCUUCUCUGUCGGCAGAAUGGGUCCAUGGUGGGUUCUGACAUCGCUGAGCUGCUGAUGCAAGACUGCCAGAAGCUGGACAAGUACAAGAGGCAGACCCCGGUGGCCAACCUCAUCAACUUGAGUGAUGAGGACUGGCCAGUUUUGAGCUCUGCCACCCCCAACCUGCUCACUGGGGAGGUCCCCCCCAACGUCUUGACUCAGGAACAAAUUGUGGAGAAAUUCACUAAACUGCUCUACUACGGAAGGAAGAAGGAAGCCUUGGAGUGGGCCAUGAAGAACCACCUGUGGGGCCAUGCUCUGUUCCUCUCCAGCAAGAUGGACCCCAGGACCUAUAGCUGGGUCAUGAGUGGCUUCACCAGCACGCUGGCGCUCAACGAUCCCCUGCAGACCCUCUUCCACCUCAUGUCAGGGAGGAUCCCACAGGCAACCACGUUCUGUGGUGACAAGCAGUGGGGGGACUGGAGGCCUCAUCUGGCUGUGAUUUUAUCAAAUCAGGGUGGGGACGCAGAACUGCAGCAACGCACUAUCAUUGCCAUGGGCGACACUCUGGCUGGGAAGGGACUGCUGGAGGCGGCCCACUUCUGCUACCUCAUGGCCCACGUGCCCUUUGGUUACUACACUGUGAAGACAGACCAUCUGGCCUUGCUGGGCAGCAGCCACAGUCAAGAGUUUUGGAAAUUUGCAACCAUCGAGGCUAUCCAGAGGACAGAAAUUUUUGAGUAUUGUCAGCUGCUGGGCCACUCCAAAUCCUUCAUUCCUUCAUUCCAGGUGUAUAAGUUCCUCUAUGCAUCCCGCCUGGCAGAUGCUGGCCUCAUAUCCCAGGCCUUGUACUAUUGUGAAGCCAUCGGCACAGCCCUCCUGAGCCAGGAAGACAGCAGCCACCCGGUGCUGCUGGCGGAACUCAUCAAGCUGGCAGAGAAAUUGAAACUGUCGGAUCCACUGCUGUUAGAACGUCAUCGUGGGGAUAGGGACCCUGAACCAGACUGGCUAAUGAAACUUCGGAGGCAGCAGGAGGCACUGCAGCAGAAGGCAGGCAGAGAUGAUGGAGUUCCUGGUUCUGCUCACUUGGAUAUUUUGGGAGCCAGAGGAGUCACAUCAGACAACCACACGGAGGAACCCAAAAAGACCUUCUACCAGGAUCCAUCAGCAUGUCAAGAUGACUCUGAAGUCCUAGGUGAUGGCUCAGCCCCAUGGCAGACUCCAAAGCACGCUGGCCUAGUGGAACCCAGCCUGCAACAAGCGUUUCCCCUUCAGCCAGGCUUCUAUCCAGUUGAUGGAGGUGUGGGGCAUAUGGGGGUUCCGGUGCCUCUAUAUUCAGUUCCUCAGACUUAUGUGCCUAGGACUGGUGGCAGCUUGGCUGGGACAGGGGCUCCUGGAGGAAGAGCCUAUGAGGAGAUCCCACAGACACACCUGCCCUCAGGAGAGAACACUGUGUCUCAAGAAACCUUCCAGCAUCCUGAUGACCCUGAGGCUGUUCCUAGACAUCAGGACCCGCCAAUUGCCAGAACAAGAACUUCUUCCCAGAGUUCGGCCAAAGAUGAAGAAGAACAGGAGACAGAGUCGGAGUCGGAGUUGUCGGCUGACGAGUCGAAUACAAAUUCUUCCUCAAAUCCCGUCCAGCAAGGCGCUGCUGACACGAAGGGCUCAGGGUUUGGCUGGUUCAGCUGGUUCCGUUCGAAGCCCAAAGAAGUCUCGUCGGACAGCUCAGGUUCUGAGGAAAUCCCCAGAGCACCAUCUCACCCCAAGGCUGGUCUGGACCUCUCACUUACAACCUCCCCAGAGUUCCAGCCCCUGUCAACUGUCAACACCUCUUCUGGGUCCACAGGUGGGAUUGACAUUGGAGGACCAGGACCUGUGUCUGGUGGAGUGAUGACAGAGGGCACCAGGGCUGGAGGCCCAUCUGGGCCUGAGGCUAUUUCCUCUGAGCUCUACUUCAACCCUGGUGCACUGCUUCCUCCGCCUACCUUCACUGGGGGCAUUCCUCUCUAUAACCCAUCUCAGAUCUCCCAGCUUUCCAUGGCUCCUACCCAGAAUAGGCUAAACCGCCUAGCUCAGCGUCGCUAUCCAACCCAACUGUGAUGAGAAUGAUUGCUGUACCAGGCUGAUCUCCCUAGAGUACAUCUUCUAUGUAGUUGUCCUGACUCCAUCUUCCUGUUCUUCUGCUAUAUGUGAGGGGUUGUGUUAGCUGAUUGCCUUCACUGGGCAUGUUUAGAACAAGGGGAUAUUUUCCCCCCAUCACAGCUCACUAUAUAAUCUGUGAAAAUUAGCACCAGAACCAUGGAAGCUUGAUGAACUGGAAAAGCUGGCCACAAGAAACUGGAGGUGAGCAGAAAGUGGUGGCAGCAGCAUUUAGUUGGAGGCUUUAGCUCUCAGGAAAUAGAUUCUGGUGGAGGAGGUGGCACAAUAGAUAAAACCUUGGACUCUCAAGCAUGAGGAAAUAGAUUCUAGGAACAUUCAGCUGGAGACUUUAGACUUCAAGAAAUAAGUUCUAGGUACACCAUUGCCAGAACCCGCUAGUUCAGCUGCAGACUGCAGCAGAUGGGGGCCACUCUGAGUAUGCUAUUGACUAAACUUGACUCUUGAGUUUUAGUUCUCUACAAGUUCUCUCUCCAUGGCUUCUCCACGAAGACAAGCUUUUAUCUUGCAACUUAAUUCUUGUCUCUUGUCACAGUUCCCUCCUGGUCCUCAUUUUGUGUACUUUUUCUUUCUUCUUCUUCUUCUUCUUCUUUUUUAAAAUGUGGUUUAAAUUAGUUUUCUUUCUCUUACUUUCUUCACUGGGCCUAAUCCAUCCUCCCCCCUCCUUGCCCACACACACACAUUCUGGCAUUUGGGUUUCAAGUUAGAUUGCUGUAGUCAUCAUAUUGUCAUGGUAAUGAUGGAGCCUAAUGAAGCGAAUAGAUGAUACAUCAGUUUCAUAAAUGAUGGGAACUACUUCCUUAGAAGUUUACCCUUCUUCGAUUGAGAGGAGCAACAAGUGCCUGAUGUCAUUCAUUCUUCCUCUUCUAGCUCAGGCCAUUGUAGAUUUAUUUUCUGAGAGUGGUGGAAGCCAGAGGGAGAAGGGGGCAUUUUGGAAACUUCUGUUUCUCCUUUUAAACCCCAAAUAGGAAUGACUUGCUGUUUGUCACAUUUGUUGAAAAUUGUUCCUCACAAAGGUUGCUUUAUUAUUUGUGUAAUUGUACAUACAUGUUUUGUACUCUAAUGUACUACUGCUCUGAUGUUGAUCACAAUUAAACCUGAUAAUUUUAUAACAAA